AUGUUUUUGCAUACUUUAGGACUUAAAACAGAUGGUAGGAUAACUUGCCAUAUACAUUCCAAAAAGCGAAGUGUAGAAGGAAUUGCACAAACAGUGGAUGAAAGGGGGUUAGUUAUUAGAGGCAUGCUAGAAGAACAAAAAAUGAGAACAGAGGAAAUUGUCAUAAAGCAUAUAAACUCAUUCAAUCCGGUAGUAUCUCACUAUAAUUUAAAGCACACCCCGAAUAGACGAUUCUUGCCACCUGACUUGACCAUUAAAUACAUGUGGCAAGACUUCUGUAAUCUACAGAAAAUUUCAUAUGAUCUAUACAGAAGAAUUUUUGAAAAACAGAAUAUUGGGUUUAAAAAGCCAUCCCAAGACGAAUGCGCUCAGUGUCUAAAAUAUAAAGUUCACAUUAUUCGCCAAUGCGACGCAAGUAGUUGCAAGAUUUGUUGUCAAUUCGAAAACCACAAAAAAAGUUAUACGGAAGCAAGACAGCACUAUGAAAAUGACUCCAAUCAAGAGGUAAUACAAGAUGAGAAGGUCUAUGCUGUAGAUAUGCAGAAAGUCUUACUCUUGCCCAAAAUGUCAACCAAGGAAUCUUUUUUUGUUUCAAGGUUGGUCGUAUUCAAUGAGACGUUUGCGUCACUUCAUAAGGACGGAAAUAUUUGCGUGAUGUGGCAUGAGGCUAUAAGAGGCAGAUCCGCGACGGAUGUUGCAUCGGCAUACUACAACGUAAUAAAAAAUUCAGACAAUGUUACCAAAAAAUUUACAUUCUGGGUAGACAACUGUUCUGCUCAGAACAAGAAUUGGACACUAUAUUCUGCUUUUGCGACUUUUGUAAAUUGUGAAUGGGGUCCAGAAGAGAUCACCCUAAAAUAUUUUGAACCAGGCCAUUCAUUUAUGGCUGCGGAUUCGCUGGUCGAUAGACCAGAUGAUCCAGAUGAUGAUGAGCUCAGACUCACUGAGCCAGCUAAUGAACUGCCGUGUCCACCACCGCUAGACAAAUCAGAUCCACCUCCAGUCAGCGACACCUGCGAUGCGUCCAACGAGUCACCAGAAAUUGCUCCGCCCCCUAAGGAAGCCCCACUCCCAAGUGAGGCUCCACCUCCAAGUGAAGCUCCGCUACCAAGUGAAGCUCCGCCACCAAGUGAAGCUCCGCCUCCGAAAGAUGCCCCAGAGAAGGAGGAUCCUGAGAAUGACCCACCCGCGGAGCCGUCCUUGUUGGUCCUGUAUCUGAUGAAGUACACUUCUGGUUUGGAUGGUUGUGUUGGUGGUGCGACUGGGAUCUGA
This is a messenger RNA of Acanthoscelides obtectus, 1272 nucleotides long. The record is from the annotation of a GenBank genome assembly. Lineage: Eukaryota; Metazoa; Arthropoda; Insecta; Coleoptera; Chrysomelidae.